Messenger RNA from Ooceraea biroi (clonal raider ant), 1694 nucleotides. Its product is annotated as carbohydrate sulfotransferase 11. Gene Ontology annotation, cellular component: membrane. NCBI's taxonomy places the organism in Eukaryota, Metazoa, Arthropoda, Insecta, Hymenoptera, Formicidae. Gene Ontology annotation, molecular function: sulfotransferase activity. The record is from RefSeq and is a predicted model, not a curated record. Gene Ontology annotation, biological process: carbohydrate biosynthetic process.
AUUAUUCUGACGCUAAUCAGGAAUUAAUUUGUGAUAUUGUUUACAAAUAUUUGUAACAUUUGCAAGUCGUGUUCUGAUCAGGAUUAUUUUACGUAUCGCAAAUCUUACUAACGCUUAAUUUACUUGAUUAAUCAUGCCGCAUCUCAUACCGCAAUUUUAUAAACGUGGCUUAUGUGUCUCAUUAUAUUUCUUUGUUUGUUUAAUUCUCAUUAUUAUGAAGAGUUACUUCUUGAGAGAAAUAAGCCAAUCGGCCAAACAUCAGCAGCCAACGCUUCACACUUCAAUUGCAGAUAAAAUAAUUAAGAAAAAUGUUGAAACAGAGAUCAAUUCGUUGCAAACUUCAAUUGCAGGCAGAAUAAUUAAGGAGAAUGUUGAAACGGAGAAUGUUGAAACGGAGAUCAGUACGCUGCGAAGAAACAAUUUCAAGGAUAAAAUUUUGCAGAAAAGUACGAUUAUGCUUCAACAAACUUCACAUAUCUGCGCGAGGUACGCUCUGAGGACUCGUCCUAUCAAAAGACAUUUCAUAUACAGUGCUAAACACAAAUCACUAUACUGUUGGAUCCACAAAGUCGCGUCGACCAGUUUCGUCAAAUUAUUCUCCGAUAUGAACCGCCAAUAUUUUAGCCGAUAUUUAUACAGAGAAGUGGACGCUCUAUCGCCAAAUAGUUUGGAAGAUCUGCAUCGCCUUGCUAGCAAUAACACCGUCUUCAAAUUGCUCGUCGUCAGGCAUCCCUUUCAGCGGCUAGUCUCGUCGUACAGAGACCGUAUUGAAGAUAGCAGCAGGUACACGGCACAAGCAUGGCUGUACGCUCGCGAGAUCUUUUAUCUCUCGAGACCACAACUCUUCCAUUUCAAUACAUCGAGUGGCAACGUUCUGCAGCGAAUAUUCUUCCCGAACAGAAGAUUGAAACUGGUACCCAGUUUCCGAGAGUUCCUGGUAUGGUUACUGAACCAACCGCCGGACACCGACGACAAUCACUGGGGUCAAUACUACACUCACUGUGCAGUCUGCAACGUCAGUUAUAGCUUUGUGCUAAAACUGGAUGAUUACGACAUUGAGGAAGUGAAUUAUGUUUUGUCAAAGCUGAGAUUGAACGGAGACGAGGUUUACUUGCCUAAACUGCAUCGUACUCAUAACGGAGUCACCGAUUUUAACGUAACGUGCAAGUAUUUCGGCAGCUUGACCACCGACAUGGUCCUGAGAUUGCAUGAGAGGUAUAAAAUGGACUUCGAGAUGUAUAAUUACAAGAUAGAUGACUAUCUGCAUUGCGCUAGACAAAAGUAAAUUAAUUCCGAUGUGGAAGACAAGAGAAUGAUAAAAUAUAGUACCAUUUGCUUUUUUUAAAAGUGUUAAAAAAUGUGUAUUUUCUUUUUAUAAUAAAUUAAACGUAAAGUAAAUGUCGAUUGAAUUCGGGCAAAUCUUCUAUUCGUUUCUGUAAAUUCUAUAAAAUUAUGAUCAAGAGAUAUAAAUAAAAAUAUAAAUUUAUUGUGUCCUUGUAAUGUGUUCAGAAAAAGCUAUUUUAAUGUAAUUAUGUAAUUAUGUAAAAAUGAGUAAUUUUUUGUAAGAUUAUUAAUAAACUUAAUUUUAAUUAGUAAUUUUUAUUAUUUAUAGUUCUUAGUUAUUUAAAUGAUUAUGGACAUAAUAUGUUCUUAUGAUAGAUGGAUGUUAACGUCUUAAACAAUGUAAAGAAAAA